This is a messenger RNA of Aspergillus homomorphus CBS 101889, 1999 nucleotides long. Its product is annotated as tetratricopeptide repeat protein. Gene Ontology annotation, cellular component: intracellular anatomical structure. Bases 268 to 1920 code for a protein of 550 amino acids. Gene Ontology annotation, molecular function: protein binding. The transcript has a single exon. Lineage: Eukaryota; Fungi; Ascomycota; Eurotiomycetes; Eurotiales; Aspergillaceae. The record is from RefSeq and is a predicted model, not a curated record.
GACCUGUCAAUGUCAACACUCAGUCAACUGUGAACACUCUCUGUCUACUCCAUAAGCCCUUUUCCUAUUCCCCAAUUCUCUGGUCUAGGUUCCAGACUGCUAUCUCACUGCCAAAUAGUCUCAAAGCACGAGAACUGUGGCCUGGUAGCGCAGAGCAUAUCGAAUCGGUCACGUCACGCCAAGAACUCAACCCCGCCAUAUCGACAUUGAAGAUUGCGAAACGACAACACGAUCAAGCUCAUCGCCAGUCAACUAGGGCCAGGCGCAAUGUCACAAGAAGAAUAUUUUGAUCUGGGUACAUACCACCGUCCAGUCACUACCACCUCCACCACCAGCCAAACAUGGUUCAAUCGCGGUCUGAUUUGGAUGUACGCAUUCAACCACGAAGAAUCCGCCAGGUGCUUCGAACGUGCCAUUGAGGCAGACGAGGCCUGUGCCAUGGCCUACUGGGGCCUUGCCUACGCCAUUGGCGCCAACUACAACAAGCCCUGGAGCUUUUUCGACGAUUUGGAUCUUGCCACCGUGGUGAAGCGGGGACAUGCUGCGGCGAAGAAAGCCGAGUCGUACGCAUCGAAAGUGUCGGCGGUGGAAACAGCGCUCAUCAAAGCCAUUCAGUCGCGAUAUCCUGAAGAAAUACCCACUAAGCCAUUCUCCGCAUGGAACGAGGACUUUGCACAGGCCAUGGAGGCAGUGCACCGGGAAUUCCCAGACGAUCUGGACGUCAUCACGACAUACGCGGAUGCGCUCAUGAACCUCAAACCAUGGGACCUCUGGGACCUGAAGACUGGCCAACCCACCGAGGGAGCGCCCACGCUGAAAACCAAGGCGAUCAUUGACCGCGCACUAAUGCUCGAUGGCGCUCUGAAGCAUCCAGGGCUGUUACACCUGUAUAUUCACCUGAUGGAGAUGUCUCCCGAACCCGAAGCCGCACUUCCCAUAGCCAAUCAUCUGCGCGGGCUGGUCCCCGACGGCGGCCACCUCCACCACAUGCCCACCCACCUGGACAUCAUCUGCGGACGAUAUGAUCAAGCCAUCACUUGGAACUCGGCCGCGAUCGAAGCCGAUGAGAAGUACCACCAGCGCGUCGGCCCGCUCAACUUCUACACUCUCUACCGAGCCCACGACUACCACUUCCGCAUCUACGCCGCCAUGUUCUCCGGCCGCUACCAAGUAGCCAUAGACACUGUGCAGCGACUCGAGGCCUCCAUCCCAGAGAGUCUGCUUCGAGUCGAAUCCCCACCCAUGGCCGACUGGCUGGAAGCCUUCCUAUCCGUGCGCCUCCACGUGCUUAUCCGCUUCGGCCGGUGGGACGAGAUCAUCCAGCUAGCCCUGCCGAGCGAUGAAUCCCUCUAUUCGAUGACCACCGCGAUCACACAUUACGCCAAGACCGUGGCCUACGCCGCCACCGGCCAGGUCGUAGAAGCCCGCGCGCAACGCCACCACUUCUGUCUCGCCGUCCAACGCGUCCAGCCCUCCCGCACCCUCUUCAACAACCAAUGCCUGAAGAUCCUCGACAUCGCCUUCGCGAUGCUGGAAGGCGAGCUUCAGUAUCGCGAGGGAGAAUUCGAUGCCGCUUUCUCCUCUCUCCGGCGCGCAAUCGAGCUCGAAGACAACCUGCCCUACGAUGAACCGUGGGGGUGGAUGCAGCCGACGCGCCACGCGUAUGGAGCGCUGCUGAUGGAACAGGGCCAUGUGCAGCAGGCGCUGGAUGUGUAUAUGGCGGACUUGGGCAUGACGGAGGCGCUGCCUCGGGCCCUGCGGCAUCCGAACAAUGUAUGGGCAUUGCAUGGGGUGCACGAGUGCUUUGUUGCGUUGGGGAAGGUGGAGGAGGCGAAGAAGAUUGAAAGUCAGGUGAGGACAGCAGUCGCUGCGGCGGACGUGCCGAUCCGGGCGUCAUGCUUCUGUCGGCUGGAAGUGUGAGGCGGUUGAGUAUUCAUGGUAGUUACAUUGGUGCUCGCCUUCUGUUGUAAUCACAAAGCUUGAAUGUCGAGUUGGCCCA